AUGCCGAUCCUGCGAAGGGACGUCGUUGUUCGGGCUCUCCUGCUCCACCUGGUGAUGGCCGGUGGUCUCGGGGCCGACGCCGAGAUCUCGGUCGCCGACAGCGUCAAGCGACAAAUCGGCGACGCUCAAGAGACGAUUGCCGAUCAUAAGGACGCCGAGAAGGAGGUGGUGCGGACAGCCGGGAGCUUUGGGUUCGAGUACCUCACGGGUGGCUCAAAGGACGAUUCCUCGGCUCAACUCCUCGAGCCCGUCGCCUCGUCCGCCAGUCGCAAGGACCACCACGACCACUCCAAGAUUGGGUACAGCGUGGGUGGCCCACUGGUCAACAUAGCCCAGGGCGCAGCUGCCCAGGCCCACAACUUUGAGAAGAACCAGCCGGCUGCCGCUGCCCAGGCAGCUUACGUCGCUAAAAACCAACUCGGCCAGUCAGCGGGUCUAAGCGCGGCCACCGCGGCGGCGGCCUUUGCCGGUAAGCAGAUAAUCUACCGGGGCCUCCAGCAGCAGGCGUACAACGCGUAUAGGGCCCUCGAGAGCGAAAAGCUCCAGCUGCAGCAGGCCCAGCGAGCGGCCACAGCGGCGGCGAGCGCCGUCCAGCACAUAAUGCGCCAAGUUCAAGUGAUCACAACGGCGCUCAACUCGGCCCAGGAGACUUCGCAGCACGCGUCCGCGGUGGCAGCUCAGGCGACGGCGAUGGUCGGGGCUGCCAAGGCUCGAUUCUAUGCGAUCAAGGAGCAGCUCCAUCUCGCCCGCAUCGACUUCGAGGCGGCGCAGAAAGCCAAUUUCGAGGCGGCCCACGCGGCUCAGGUUGCUCGGAGUAACGCCGUUGCGGCUGCGGUUCACGCGGCUGAGCUGGCCGAGGCCAACUAUCACCGUCAACAUGGUAAGAAGCACGAUGAACACCAAAGCGGGAAACUCGAGGAGUUGGAAAGCGACGGCGACGAUGACGACGAUGAGUACGAGGGUGAAGGUGACGAUGGAAAUCACGAAGAUCACGAUCAUCACGAGUCGACAAUGGGUGUGACGGUGUCGAUGACAGUGCCGUCCUCAAAGGCCACGGAUAAGGACAAAACCGGCCGGCAGUUGAACUCGGCGACGCCCGAUGCAGAUCAUUCUGCGGGAUCUCCCGCUGCCAAUACGUCCGCGAUCAGCAAGGACGAACUGUACGACGCGUAUGACAGUUUUCCGUAUUGA
This is a messenger RNA of Copidosoma floridanum, 1191 nucleotides long. RefSeq lists its product as uncharacterized. Lineage: Eukaryota; Metazoa; Arthropoda; Insecta; Hymenoptera; Encyrtidae. The record is from RefSeq and is a predicted model, not a curated record.